Kluyveromyces lactis is the source of this 819-nucleotide messenger RNA. RefSeq names its product protein-transporting protein BCP1 (gene BCP1). Lineage: Eukaryota; Fungi; Ascomycota; Saccharomycetes; Saccharomycetales; Saccharomycetaceae. Gene Ontology annotation, cellular component: nucleus. The transcript has a single exon. The record is from RefSeq and is a predicted model, not a curated record. The coding region runs from base 1 to 819 and encodes 272 amino acids.
AUGGUCCAGGUUGUUAAAUUAAGUGCAUUAUCCAAGAAACGUGCAGUCGAUGAGGAAUCUGAUCUUGACAUAUCAAGUACAGACUCAAAUAUUUCAGACCAAGAAAACGGUCAAGAGGAACAAGAAAUCAUCAACAUCGAUUUUGAUUUCUUCAAUGGUAAUCCCGACGUUGAUUUCCAUGCUUUGAAGAAUCUGAUGCGUCAGUUGUUUGGACCACAGGAAUCGAACAGAAUUCAACUAAGUGAAUUGGCAAAUUUAAUCUUGGACUCACCAACUACUACCAUCAAAACCGAUGGUAAGGAGUCUGACCCAUACUGUUUCCUAUCAUUUAUCGAUUACAAGGCCAACAAAGAUAGUGAUUAUGCCAAAUAUCUUCGUAAAGUUGACCCCAAGCUAGCUACUUUCCUACAAACUAUAGAUCAAUCGGAGAAGACUUGUUCGUUAGUCUUGAGUGAAAGAUUGAUUAAUAUGCCACCAGAAGUUGUGCCGCCAUUGUACACUAUCACAUUAGAAGAUGUGAAGCUUGCGCUUGGGGAUGAUAAAAACUAUGAUUUCUACCUAAUCGUUUCAAGGAAGUACGAAGUGAAUUUUGAUAUGGACGAAGACGAUCUAACAUCGAACCAAGCUGUCCGCAAGAAGGUAAGACAAACAAACGAAGUAGACUAUUUCCAUGAAGAAGAUCGUUUCCUUGAAAAGCUAGCCAAAGUCCAUGUGGAUUCCGAGGCGAGAAAGGGUCUUAUUACAUCGUACAUGGUUUUGGACCAUGCUGGACUAAUUAAAUCCAUCGAAGAUCUAGAUGCGGCCAUCAAGACCUGGUGA